CUAUACAUCACGAACGAGUGUUCGCUCAACAUGAGCUUUUUAGCUAGCAUGAUGUAUACCAAGGCUAUCUAUGACAAGGUAUGCUAACGAUUGUCAUCGAUGACGUCUCCUGACGUCGCCUUCUCGAAGCCGACGAUUUAAAAUACACCGUCGGAACUCUUGUUUCGGGAUCCAAACAACGGUGACACUCACAAAAGGGGUUCGAAGCUUUCACAAAAUAAGAAUUGGGCCAGAGUAUUGUGUUAUUCUGGCGGUUUGACCUGAUGUUUUUUGUAGCCAUCACCUCACCGAGCCGCUUACGUCCACACAAGUAGGGACGUCAGCAACCCGCCGCACGUAUUACGACUUCCUCCAAAACAACAAAAAAUAAGGUAUUAUAUUCAAGCCUGACAUGGAGGGUAAACAUCCACCUGGUUUUGGGCCAUCUAUGCCCCACUCAUCCAGGAGAUCUCCAGAGCAUAGACAAUCAAUUGGAAGUCACAGGCAAGAACUACCUCCUGAAAGAAAAGGUUCUAGGAAUAAACAGAAGGGCCUCUACUCGGAUGUCUUUACUACUUUAAUGUUCAAGACUUGUGCAGAGGAACCAGACACCCAGCAGAGGUCACCCACUGCAGAGUUCAGCGAUUGUGAUGCAAGAGAGGGCACAAGCUCACAGUCCCCAUUUGCCCAAUACAUGUUUGAUGACAAAGAUUAUUAUGGACCAUGCUCAAAGGAAUUACUCACCUCAUACUUCAGCCAUGGUGGAGAUACACCCAAAGUCCAGAUGCCCUACAAAACCGUUAGUGGCAAAAUCCCUCGUGAUUUAAAAAAAGAACGGUGUCGAAGGGAAUAUUUGAAGCUUAACUUCGAAGAACUUCUGGCAGAAAAAAAUAUUGACUCUAACCUUCUAAUGCCACGUUGUUUGGGCAGUAGUGAUGAGCAGUCUCUUCUGUCACCCUAUCUUCCACUUGAGAUAUUUGACAAUGAAGAGUUUGAUUGUCGCACUGUAAAAGACUGGCUUUCCCUGGGAAAACCUCUAGGAGCACCGGAUCAAAAACCAAUUCCUGCAAAAGCGUUACUACCUACAGAUGAUGCAGUAUUUGACGACGAUCAACCUCCCCCAUCACUUGAGUACAGCUGGCAUUUAGUGGGAGUUCUUGACUACAAUAAGGAGAAAUGUCAGUACUUGGUAGAAAAGGUUAUCCAAAACAGCAGGCUAAAAGAGAAAGGAGUGAGCUGCCUGCAAACAGGCAAUAGGCACUGGGUACCCAGAAUCAGGUUGUUGUUCAGCGCUGAGGACCCACGAGUCUUUGUCCAGCGGAUCCAGUUUGCCAUGCACCUACGAGAGAAAACAGAAGCCCUCAUCCUGUAUAACUUGACUGUUGACUGCAUGCCUAUCUGGAAGGAAACGCCAUCUCUUGAUCCACAGUGUCUCUACCGUAUCAAAAGAUGUGCCCGCUUAAGCCAUGGCCUUAAACUGGAUAUUGUUCAAAAGUUCAUAGAAGGACUGGGGAAGGAGAUAAAGUUGGAUUAUGACCGUACUAUGAAUCGCUUCAUCCUGGAUAAAAUGAUAAAAAGCGACCCACGGGAGUUUUCCCACAUCAGGGUGCCACAGAAGGAACCUGAGCAUGUUCCACUUAAAGGAUGUGUAACACUUCCUGACUUUAACUAUAAGAAGAACCAAGCUGCAUUCUUCACCAAGUCCAUGCUGACAGAGCCUCAAGUGAUCUGCACAUUAUCCGAAAUAAGGUUUGAGUGCAACAAACUAGCAACCAUGAAACUAUUCAACGUCUCCUUAACCAAACCUCUGCGGCUGGAUGAGUUCGAAGCAAACCAGGCCCAAAUGCAGACUCAGAUUAGCUUGUUUCUUCGCGAGGCAUGGAUGCUCACCGUGACGUACAGCCUCCGUCACAACAUCAGCAAUAUUGGCAAAGGCGCGUACAACAUGAACGAGACGAAAUGGGACAUGUACAAGGUUUCCAAGCUGAACAAACUGAUGGCUGUGGUGCACUACACCCUGCAGGACUCCCUGCGCAACCUUGUAGAGGACUCAUUGGCCUGCCUGAGCAAGCUGAUUUUGGACGCAUGCUGCAGUGUGAUGACAUGCCCUGACGACCUGGUGUGGGGGGACGAUCACAUCACAAGCCCCUACAAGCCAAAGAACAAGCCUCUGUUCCAGGUAGACUUGAUUUUGAGUGAGACUGGCGUACAUUACAGCACACCUCUGGAGAAUUUUGAGACCUGUAUUUUAAACCUAUUCAACGAGGGCAUCCUGGCCACGCACAACAUACCAAUGCUGGAUAAGUUUUUGAUGACGUGCUUGUUAUUUGGUGACGAGCCUGUGCUGGAGUCAGUCAAUCUAUGCGAGCCAAAAGUAACAAAGUUGAGAGGGAUGAUCUGCAUGGCUCUCAAGAAAGCGAUCAUACCCCUCAAAGCUUACGCUGUUGAAUUCACAAAGUACAUUGAGCUUUACAACUUGGACAUAGCAGCGUACUUCACAUCCAGUAGUGAUGAUGAGAAGUCAUCCAAGGUAGUGAAAAAGGAAGUGGAACAGCAUAUCAAAGAAAAGGAACAUCUCCUAGUCUCCCUGCCAUCCUCCAUUAUUAUAGGUGCAUUUAUUGUGCAUGUUGAGGGAGUACGUCAGGCUCUGUUAAAUAAAUCAAAGGCUUUAGCCAUUGCAACCCUGGAGCAUCACGCUGACAAGCUCAGAAAGCAAAUAGACGAGGAGUGCGAUGAGUUCAGCACGAUUAGUUACACGCUAAGCGACCGUCCCAACAGCAUUGAGGAUCUGACAGACAAGAGGGAAUGGAUAAAACAAGUCCCUGACCAGCUCAAGAGUUGCAAGGAGCGUCUAACAAAGAUUUUAUCAGAGUAUGAGCUAUUUGAAGAAUUCUACUACCCCUUAUCAAAUGAUGAUUUUAAUCAAAAGUGGAAAGCUAUUGAGUGGCCACAAAAAAUCAUCGGACAGAUGGAAGAUGUAACCAAACAACUUGUUGAAGAAGAGGAGCGCUUCAAGAAGAUCCAGAUAACUGACCAAGAUGUGUUUGAGCAGCGCCUUGAAGCUCUACAGAUGUUGGUUGGCAAGUUCACGGUUUAUUCAGAUGUUGAUCAUGCCACGGAGGUGGCCAACGAGGUGAAGCGUGUAAGCAAGGAACUGAAAGAGUGCCAGGGUUUGGCUCAGACCUACAACACCAGAGAACGUUUGUUCGGUUCUCCGGUCACUAAUUAUGAUCGUCUGCAGAGAAUGGCAAAGGAAUUUCAGCCGUUCUUUGACCUCUGGACCACUACCUUCAAUUGGAUCAAUAGGCAUGAGAGCUGGCUCAACGACCCGCUGUGUACCAUUGACCCUGAGCUGCUUGAGCGAAAUGUUACAGAAGCCUUAGAUACCAUGCAUAAAUGUAUCAAACAGUUCAAAGAUAAUCCUGAUUGCCAAAUGGUGGCAUCUGUCAUCCUUACCAGGAUUGAGGCCUUCGGUCCUUACGUUCCUCUGGUUCAGGGUCUGAGGAACCCAGGGAUGAGAAUGCACCACUGGAAGGCGCUUUCAGAUACCAUUGGGAUAAAAAUCAUGCCCAAAGCCAAUCUUACCUUGUCCCGCUGCUUGGAAAUUGGCCUACAAAGUCACAUGGAUGCAAUAACCCAAGUAGCUGAGACGGCUGGGAAAGAGUACAUCAUUGAGCAGGCCCUGGAAAAGAUGAAAAACGAAUGGUCAGGUAUUCUCUUCGAUCUGAUGCCUUACAAGGACACUGGCACCUACAUCCUGAAGAGUCCCGAUGAAGCAUUACAGCUGCUGGAUGACCAUAUUGUCAUGACACAAAGCAUGUCCUUCUCACCCUAUAAGAAGGCAUUUGAGGCUGAAAUCAACAAAUGGGAGGGCAAACUCAGAACAACUCAAGACGUGCUGGAAGAGUGGCUGCUCUGUCAGGGCUCAUGGUUGUACCUGGAGCCUAUCUUCAGCUCGGACGAUAUCAAUGAGCAACUGCCCGUGGAGGGACAGAGAUACCAACAAAUGGAAGAAAUAUGGAAAAGAAUAAUGAAAAAUGCUUAUGAUAACCCAAAAAUAAUUGAGUUCUGCCCGGGUCCCCAUCUGCUAGACAAGCUGAAAAAGUGCAAUAUACUUUUGGAACAGGUGCAGAAGGGGCUCAGCGAAUACUUGGAGAUAAAGCGAGACGCCUUUCCGAGGUUCUACUUCCUGUCAGAUGAUGAGCUUCUGGAGAUUCUGUCUCAGACCAAAGAUCCCACUGCUGUACAGCCACAUUUGCGCAAAUGCUUUGAGAACAUUGCACGACUUAAAUUCCAGCCAGAUCUACUGAUAACACAUAUGUACUCUGGAGAGGGAGAGGAAGUGAUGCUGGCUCUGACUGUUUCACCUACUGGGAAUGUGGAGGAUUGGCUGAGGGAUGUGGAAAGAUCUAUGAAGGCUACAGUCAGGGAUUACGUUGAACGCUCACUUAAAGUUUACCCGAAGGAACCUCGUGAAAAGUGGGUUUUAUCAUGGCCUGGACAAGUGGUAAUAGCCGGCUGUCAGGUCUUCUGGACGUUGGAGGUGUCCGAGGCUUUGGAGGAAGGGGACUUGGCCGACCGUCUUUAUCCGCAGCUGCAGACACAGUUGGGAAACUUGGUUCAGCUGGUGAGAGGGGGCGUGUCAAAAAUGCAGCGAGCAGUGUUGUCUGCCCUCAUUGUCAUUGAGGUGCACGCGAAAGAUGUAGCAGCCAAACUGGUGGAGCAGGCGGUGUCAAGUGUCAAUGACUUUGAAUGGAUUAGUCAGCUCAGAUAUUACUGGGCCAGAGAGGAUUUGUACAUCCGAGCGGUGAAUGCAGAGUUCUUGUAUGGAUAUGAAUACCUUGGAAACUCUGGACGACUGGUCAUCACACCACUCACAGACAAAUGCUACCUGACCUUGACUGGAGCUCUCCACCUCAAGUUUGGAGGCGCUCCCGCAGGUCCAGCAGGCACAGGAAAGACAGAAACCACUAAAGAUCUGGGAAAGGCUCUUGCCAUCCAAACAGUGGUCUUUAACUGCUCUGACCAGUUGGAUUUUAUGGCAAUGGGCAAGUUCCUCAAAGGCUUGGCCAGCUCUGGUGCCUGGGCAUGUUUCGAUGAGUUUAAUCGUAUUGAUGUGGAGGUGUUGUCUGUGGUGGCACAACAGAUCACCACAAUACAAAAGGCUCAACAACAAAGGGCAGAGAGAUUUGUUUUUGAGGGUUCUGAGAUCCCACUUGUCCCUUCCUGUGCUGUAUUCAUUACCAUGAAUCCUGGUUAUGCUGGCCGCACAGAGUUGCCAGACAAUCUCAAGGCCCUGUUUCGUCCAGUAGCCAUGAUGGUCCCAAACUUUGCCAUGAUUGCUGAGAUCUCGUUGUACUCAUUUGGUUUCAGCGAUGCCAAAGUCCUCUCUCAGAAGAUAACAAGUACUUUCACUCUCUCCUCUGAACAGCUUAGCUCUCAGGAUCACUAUGAUUUUGGAAUGAGGUCUGUGAAGUCUGUCAUCUCAGCUGCUGGGAAUCUGAAAAGAGAAAAUCCUAAUAUGAAUGAGGUUUGGCGUGGUAUUCUAUCUAUAAAGAAUCACAUACACAGUUCACAGCUACUUUUAAACAAUCCCACCAACUCACAGGAGUUGAUCUGCCUGCGGGCCAUCAAAGAUGUCAACGUGCCUAAAUUUUUACGCGAGGACCUGAAGCUCUUUAAUGGCAUCGUGUCCGACCUUUUUCCAAAGACUAAACAGGAGCCAAUUGAUUAUGGCACACUUGAGGAAUCGAUGCGUAAUAUAUGCUGUAAGAUGAACCUAAAAGAUGCGAAUGAAUACAUUGGUAAGUGUAUUCAGCUGUAUGAGACUACUGUGGUGAGACAUGGCCUUAUGUUAGUGGGACCGUCUGGAUCAGGUAAAACCAAGUGUUAUGAGGUUCUUGGUGCAGCGAUCACAGCGCUAAAGGGUGAGCCCUCUGUCAGCGGUGAUUUGUAUGAGGCAGUUCAGACGUAUGUGCUCAACCCCAAGUCGAUCACCAUGGGGCAGCUUUACGGGGAAUAUGACUUGCUCACUCACGAGUGGACAGAUGGCAUCCUCUCGUCUUUAAUCCGGAUGGGUACAUCAGUAAUGGACAACGAUAAAAAGUGGUACAUGUUUGAUGGUCCUGUAGAUGCCGUUUGGAUUGAGAACAUGAACACUGUGCUGGAUGACAACAAAAAACUUUGCCUUAGUUCUGGAGAAAUCAUCAAGCUCUUGGAUACCAUGACUAUGAUGUUUGAGGUGCAGGACUUGGCCGUGGCAUCACCAGCUACAGUGUCUCGCUGUGGUAUGAUCUACCUAGAGCCCAGUAUUUUGGGCCUUGUCCCCUUUACAGAAUGUUGGCUCAGGCAGAUCCCCAAAGUCAUGACACAGUUCACAGAGCAACUCACUUCCCUGUUUGAGAGGUUCUUGCAGGACUCUAUCAAUUUUGUUCGCACAUCAGUAAAGGAGGUCAUCACGUCACUUGACAGCAAUCUCACCUUUAGUCUUCUCAAACUUAUGGACUGCUUCUUCAAUCCAUUCAACUUUAGUGAGGAUGACAAGCCACCACCCCGAAAUAAACUGGAGCGUUUGAAGGAGCUGAUUGAGCCUUGGUUCAUUUUCUCCCUGGUGUGGAGUGUCGGUGCCACAGGAGACGGUCCCAGUGGCCAGCGCUUUAGUGCCUGGCUCAAAAACAAGAUGGUAGAAGAAAAGGUUCAUUUAUGUUUUCCAGAAGAUGGUCUGGUGUAUGACUACAGGCUUGAUGACGCAGGGAUAAGUCGUUGGAAUGACGAGGAAGAGGAUAACAAGAACAGACAGGUUCAGUGGGUCAAAUGGGUGAAUGAUGCAAAGAAUGUUUUAAUCACUCCAGAUACAAGUUAUUCUGACAUCAUUGUUCCCACUGCGGACACAGUGAGAAUGACUUUUCUCAUGCAUAUGCUUUUGUCCAAUAUGAAGCCUUUGCUUUGUAUCGGGCCCACUGGCACAGGAAAGACACUUGCUUUGUCUGACAAGCUGCUAAAAAAUAUGCCUGGGCAAUACAUCACACACUUCCUCAUGUUCUCAGCCCGCACAUCAGCCAACCAGACUCAAGAUUUUAUAGACAGCAAGCUAGAUAAAAGGCGGAAAGGUGUAUUUGCGCCUCCUAAGGGCAAGUACUUCAUCUUCUUCAUUGAUGACCUAAACAUGCCAAUGUUGGAGACCUACGGCGCCCAGCCCCCCAUUGAACUGCUGCGACAGUGGAUGGACCACGCUGGCUGGUAUGACAGGAAGCAAAUCGGGGCUUUUAAGCAAAUAGUGGAUAUCAAUUUUGCCUGUGCCAUGGGGCCGCCAGGUGGAGGACGGAACCCCAUCACACCGCGCUUCACACGCCACUUUAGUUUUCUAUCCUUCACUGAACUGGAGGAUGCCAGCAUGAAAAAGAUUUUCUCUACAAUUCUAGGCAGUUGGAUGAAUGGAAGCAUGAGUAAAAAGAAUCCAGGAAGAUCAGUGCCAGAAAUUGUGCCACUGAACAACUCAAUCGUCAAAGCCACUAUCCACGUCUACGCUACUAUUUGCUCUCAGCUUCUCCCAACUCCUGCAAAAUCUCAUUACACAUUCAACCUCAGAGACCUGUCCAAGGUCUUCCAGGGUAUCCUCAUGGCAGAGACUACCAUGGUAGAGAACAAAGAAAUGCUGCUUCAGCUGUGGUACCACGAGAACUGCCGGGUUUUCCAGGACCGCUUGGUGUGUGCGGAAGACAGGGACUGGUUCAACAGCGUCCUUAAGGGCUGUAUUGAGGAGUUUGGCUGCAAGUAUGAAGAAGUUGUGCCGUGCCAGCCUAUCUUAUACGGGGAUUUCAUGAUUCCCGGUGCACUCCACAAACUUUACACAUUCAUAGACGACAAGGAAAAGUUGGAAGAUAUUAUGGUGGAAUACAUGGAAGACUACAACCAAAACUGCACGCCCAAGAUGAAGCUUGUGCUCUUCAUGGAUGCCAUCCAGCAUGUGUGCCGAAUCAGUCGUGUCCUGCGCCAGCCGCUUGGCAAUGCCCUCCUCCUUGGAGUUGGUGGCAGCGGGCGACAGUCCCUCACAAAGCUUGCAUCAUAUAUAUCCGAGUAUAAGUGUUUCCAGAUUGAGCUGUCCAAGAACUAUGGUCAACUCGAGUGGCGGGAGGACAUUAAAAGCAUCAUGCUGAAGGCUGGCAUUCAUAACCAGCAGAUCACAUUUCUCUUUGUGGAUACACAGAUUAAAAGUGAGUCAUUCCUGGAAGACAUCAACAGCAUUUUGAACUCCGGCGAUGUUCCCAACUUGUAUGCAUCAGACGAACAGGAGCGCAUCCUGGCAGCAAUGAAGCCAGUGGUGCAAGAGUUGGCUCAGCAGCCAACCAAAGCCAAUCUUAUGGCUGCCUACCUUAAAAGAGUCCGUAGCAACAUCCACACUGUACUCUGCAUGAGUCCUAUCGGGGAGGUGUUUCGUGCACGACUGAGGCAGUUUCCCUCACUGGUAACAUGUUGCACCAUAGACUGGUUCAGUGCUUGGCCAGAUGAGGCCCUGCAAGCCGUGGCCACGUCAUUUCUUAAUGAACUACAUGAGCUAGAUGCUAGCCCUGCUGUCAUGGAUGGACUGACAAGCAUGUGCAUGAAGAUCCACCAAAGUGUAGCCAAGAAGUGUGAACAGUUUCUUGCUGAGCUUUCUCGACAAAACUAUGUCACACCAAAGAGCUACUUGGAACUACUCAACAUCUUCUCGGAUCUCAUUGGACGCAAGAAACAGGAGCUGUGUCGUGCUCGGCAGCGCAUGAGUACUGGUCUGGACAAGCUUCUUAGCACAGCAGAGGACGUGAGUAAGAUGCAAGAGGAGCAGGAGUUGAUGAGACCUCUUUUGGAGGAGGCUGCAAGGGAAACUGAGAUGACAAUGGAGACCAUCAAAAAAGACUCUGUGAUUGCAGAGGAGACUCGAAAGUCAGUGCAAGAAGAGGAAGCCAAAGCUUCAGAGAAAGCCCGUGUAGCAGGAGAGAUCGCCAGCGAUGCGCAGAGAGACCUGGAUGAGGCGUUGCCAGCCCUCGAGUCUGCUCUCACCAGUCUCAAGUCACUCAACAAGGGAGACGUCACUGAGGUGCGAGCCUUGCAACGCCCUCCUCAUGGGGUAAGGUUGGUAAUUGAGUCUUUGUGCAUCAUGAGGGAAGUCAAACCUAAGAAGGUGGCUGGAGAAAAACCUGGAACCAAGGUUGAUGACUACUGGGAACCUGGCAAGGUUUUGCUGCAGGAUCCUGCAAAGUUUCUGGACAGCCUUUUUAACUAUGAUAAGGAUAACAUCCCAGAAAAAGUGAUUGCUCUAGUGCAGCCCUACAUAGACAAUGACGACUUCCAACCAGCUGCCAUUGCCAAGGUUUCCAGAGCCUGCACUUCAAUUUGCCAGUGGGUUCGAGCCAUGCAUCUUUAUCACUUUGUAGCCAAGGGCGUUGAACCUAAACGGCAAGCUCUCAAGGCAGCCCAAGAGGAAUAUGAUGAGUCCCAGAGGAGUUUGAAAGCUGCUAAAGAAAAGCAGGAGGCUGUGGAGAGUGGUAUUGUUGCAUUGCAAGUCAAGUACCAAGACUGCUUGGCCAAGAAAAAUGAACUGGACCACAAGUUUCAACUGUGUGAGAUACGCCUUGUUCGGGCAGACAAGCUUAUAGCCGGCCUGGCAGAUGAGAAAACACGCUGGAAAGAUACUGUGCAACAUCUGGAAUACAUGGUCAAUAAUGUUUCAGGUGAUGUAUUGCUGUCUGCAGGAUAUGUAGCAUACCUGGGACCCUUCACGGGAGAGUACAGGGCUGCCUUGGCAGAGGAGUGGCUGCAAUGUUUCAAGAAGCUAAAUGUUCCACACACUGAUGCACCCAGUCUCAUGACCACCCUUGGUGAUCCUGUUAAGAUUCGCUCCUGGCAGCUAUCAGGUUUGCCUAAGGACAACCUUUCAGUGGAGAAUGGUGUGAUUGCCCAGUAUUCUCUCCGCUGGGCGCUCUUCAUUGAUCCUCAAGGACAAGCCAACUCUUGGAUCAAAACCAUGGAGAAGGACAGUGGAUUGGAGAUUAUAAAGCUCAGUGACCGGGAUUUCCUACGCAGUCUCGAUAAUGCAAUUCGCUUUGGUAAACCCUGCUUACUUGAGAAUGUAGAAGAAGACCUGGACCCUGCUCUAGAACCUGUACUGUUACAGCAGACAUUUAAAGAGCAAGGCACCUUAAAAUUGAAGCUGGGCGAUUCAACCAUUCCCUACCACAAGAGCUUCAAGUUCUACAUCACCACCAAGCUACCAAACCCGCACUACUCUCCAGAGAUUUCCACUAAAGUCACCCUCAUCAACUUCACGCUGUCACCAAGUGGUUUGGAAGACCAGCUUCUGGCCCAGGUGGUGGCAGCGGAGCGACCAGAGCUGGAAACGGCUAAGAACCAGCUGAUAGUCAGCAAUGCCAAAAUGAAGCAGGAGCUGAAAGAUAUUGAAGAUGAGAUCUUGUUCCGCCUCAGCUCCACAGAGGGAAACCCAGUGGACAAUGAAGAGCUCAUCCAAGUGCUGGAAGCUUCUAAAGUCAAAGCUGGUGAGAUCCAGGCCAAAGUGAUUGUGGCAGAGGAGACAGAGAAGGACAUAGACGCCACACGUCUGGAGUAUGUGCCCGUGGCUGUGCGCACACAGAUUCUCUUCUUCUGUGUCUCAGACUUGUCCAAUGUUGAUCCCAUGUACCAGUACUCUCUGGAGUGGUUCCUUGGCAUUUUCAUGGUUGGCAUCACCAAUGCUGAGCGAGCAGACACUGUGGAGAAGCGAAUCGCCAAUAUCAAUGAAUACUUCACCUUCAGCUUGUACUGCAAUGUGUGUCGCAGCUUGUUUGAGAAACACAAACUUAUGUUUGCGUUUCUCCUUUCUGCUCGCAUCCUAAUGAACGAUGGGGAAAUUGACAUGGCUGAGUGGCGUUAUCUGUUAUCUGGCGGGAUGGCGAGCCAGGAACUUCCCAACCCAGCCAUAAGAUGGCUGUCUGACCGGGCCUGGAAGGACAUUCUGGGCCUGAGUGGACUGGAGACUUUCAGUGACUUGGCAUCGACCUUUGACAAACAUCUGCAAGGCUUCAAGGACAUUUUUGACAGCAACCUUCCUCACAGGGAGCCUCUCCCUGGAGAGUGGGAUAGUAAGCUAGACAGCUUUCAAAAGCUGUUAGUUCUGCGCUGCCUGAGGGCUGACUGUCUCAUUCAAGGCAUACAGGACUUUGUGUCUACUAAACUUGGACAGCGCUUCAUAGAACCUCAGACAUCAGACCUGGCUGUGGUCUUCAAGGAGUCUUCGCCCUCCUCUCCCCUCAUCUUUGUUCUGUCUCCUGGCACUGACCCGGCUUCUGAUCUCUACAAGUUUGCCGAUGUUAUGCACUUUUCAAAGAAAAUGAGUGCCAUCUCCCUUGGGCAAGGCCAGGGCCCCUUGGCUGAAGCCUUGAUGCGCACUGCCAUGGACAGAGGUCAGUGGGUCUUCUUUCAGAACUGUCACCUGGCACCCAGUUGGAUGCCGUCACUGGAGCGCCUUAUUGAGAACAUUGACCUGAAGGUGCACAAAGAUUUCCGUUUGUGGCUCACAAGUCUGCCCAGCAAUAGGUUCCCAGUGUCCAUUCUUCAAAAUGGGACAAAGAUGACCAUUGAGCUGCCCAAAGGCAUCAAAGCCAAUCUACAGAAAACCUACCUGAAGCUCACAAAUGAUUUCAUCACUUCUUCCAACAAGGUAGCACACUUGAAGUCGUUGCUCUUGUCUCUGUGUUUGUUCCACGGAAUUGCUCUUGAGCGAAGGAAGUUUGGCCCUUUAGGCUUCAAUAUUCCAUACGAGUUCACAGAUGGCGAUCUGAACAUUUGCAUCAGCCAGCUCAAAAUGUUUCUGGACGAGUACCAGAAUAUUCCAUAUAAGGUUCUGAAAUACACUGCAGGAGAGAUCAAUUACGGCGGCCGUGUGACGGAUGAGUGGGACAGGCGCUGUCUUCUUAGUGUACUGGAAGAUUUCUACUGUCCUGCUGUGCUUAAUGAGGAACAUGUUUACUCCGAAUCUGGAGUUUACCGGCAGAUUGAGACAAAUGUGGAUAUCAAGGGCUACUUAGCAUACAUCCACAGUCUGCCCAUCAAUGAUACACCUGAGAUAUUUGGUCUCCAUGACAACGCUAACAUCAGCUUUGCCCAGAAUGAGACGUUCGCUCUGCUGGGAGCUGUGCUACGUCUCCAGCCUCGAACUGCAUCCGCUGGAGGCAAGACCUUGGAGGAGAUAGUGGAGGAGAUAGUAGCGGGCAUUGUGGUAAAGGUCCCAAAGCCUUUUGAUAUUCAGGAGGUGAUGGAAAAGUACCCUGUGCUCUAUGAAGAGUCCAUGAACACAGUCCUCAUCCAGGAGGUCAUCAGAUAUAACAAUUUGCUAGCUGUCAUCGCAAAGAGUCUCAGUGAUAUUGUGAAAGCUCUGAAAGGUUUAGUGGUGAUGUCAUCAGAACUGGAGCUUAUGGCCAACAGCUUGUUUAACAACAGUGUUCCUGAUAUGUGGAAGGCCAAGGCCUACCCCUCUCUGAAGCCUCUGGCAUCCUGGGUGUCUGACUUGCUUCGGAGGAUCGGUUUUCUUCAGGGAUGGAUCUCUAAUGGCAUUCCACCUGUCUUCUGGAUUAGCGGCUUCUAUUUCCCUCAAGCUUUUCUCACCGGAACCUUGCAGAAUUAUGCUCGGCGCUUCGGCAUCUCCAUAGACACCAUUGGAUUUGACUUUGAGGUUGUGUUGAAACCAGUGUCCGAUAUAAAUGAGAAGCCAGACAUAGGCUGUUACAUCAAUGGCUUAUUCAUCGAGGGUGCUCGCUGGGAUAAUGACGCUGCUCAGCUCACAGAGUCCAGGCCUAAGGAGCUCUACACGGAAAUGGCUGCCAUUUGGCUUAUCCCCACACCUAACCGGAAACCUCCAACCUCUGGGAUUUACAUCUGCCCCAUCUAUAAGACCCUAACGCGUGCUGGCACGUUGUCUACUACGGGUCAUUCUACCAACUAUGUGAUUGCAGUGGAGCUGCCUACAGAUCACACCCCUGGACACUGGAUCAAACGGGGAGUGGCCCUCAUUUGUGCUUUGGAUUAUUGAAAACACAUGUUGGCCACCAGUUGAUGUGUUUAAUAGCUUUUUCACAGCAACAAUACAUUAAAUAGAGCAGCUACAGUUAGUGUCAUCAUGCAAAAAAUGCAAACUAAUUCAUGCAAAACUUUGUAGAGGGGUGACGAAAAAACCCUGUGACAGUUUGGUGAGGCUCUGGAUAAAGGUGUGGAUACAGAACGUUAUUUAUCACAUUUGUACACCCCCCAAAAUUCUAAUGGCACCACUAAUUUGCAGAGGUGUGGACUGGAGUCACGCGACUUGAACUGGAGUCACACUCAAGCCACAAUUUUGAUGACUUUGGACUAGACUUGGCGAUAUCAUCAAAGACUUGCAACUCGUAUUGGACUUUGACGCCAAUGACUCGGGACUUGACACGGACUUUAGUCUGAUGACUUGAAAAUACUUGAGGUUUUCAGUGAGUGUGUUGAGUCAAAUGUGUCCCCAUUCAAUGUAUUCAACUAACGUGACCAUUGUUAUAUAAUUUCCAGCAAGACAACAGCUUUUCCCAUAGAAGCUGCCUUAUUGAAUGCAUCAAUUAACAUCCAAUCAGGUUUAAGAACAAAUGACAGUGUGGCUCGCAUUUCUGAGAGCGCCAGACUGCUGGAGAGUUGUAGAAAGCUAUUCACAUACACACACACACACACACACACAAAGUUAAUUAGAAAAAAACGUGUAUAUCUUCAACAUCUUCAGAAGUUUGUUUGCACUGGUUUGCACUAAAUCCCGAAUGCUAUGUCAGCACGCUUUUGUGACUAAGUCUUGUCACACUGGUCUUUAUUUAUUUAAAAAAUGCAACAAUUCAAGAUGCAUUCAUUGUGUUUGUCAAAUGUAAAGCAAGGCUAAUUUAUUUAUAGAGCACAAGGUCUCACAUCUUUUGGAAGAUUUACAGAUUUUGGCAGCAUAACACUGAAACGCAGUCUCACCGUGUUUAGUUCUGACUCUGGGCACCUGCAGAAAACCACUCCCCUGAGCUUCUCAGACCCCGAGAUGGUUCAUAUGGCUCUUAUUGUAACAUGUCAGAGAUGUACUUUGGCGCUAGACCCUGAAAAGUCUUGUACACAAGCAGAGGUGUUUUAAAGUCUGUUCUGUGUGGGACAGGAAGUCAGUGCAGAGACCUGAGCACUGGACUAAUAUGGUCAUAUGUCCUGGUUCUAGUCAGAAAAAGGCAUCACUAAACAGCACUUAUGACUUGUAAGGGCUCGAAAAUUUCAAGCCCCAAUUCGGACUUGACUCGACCUGUCUCGUCUCGACUUGGAUUUGCAUGUCUUUAUGUCAGAAUUUACUUAAGACGUACUUGAGACUUGCAAACACUGACUUUCUCCAACCUUGGC
Dunckerocampus dactyliophorus (ringed pipefish) is the source of this 14382-nucleotide messenger RNA. It is a transcript of the gene dnah1, whose product is annotated as dynein, axonemal, heavy chain 1. Gene Ontology annotation, cellular component: dynein complex. Bases 392 to 13039 code for a protein of 4215 amino acids. The transcript has 77 exons. The record is from RefSeq and is a predicted model, not a curated record. Gene Ontology annotation, molecular function: dynein light intermediate chain binding; ATP hydrolysis activity; ATP binding. NCBI's taxonomy places the organism in Eukaryota, Metazoa, Chordata, Actinopteri, Syngnathiformes, Syngnathidae. Gene Ontology annotation, biological process: microtubule-based movement.